AUGCACCAGGAAUUGGGCUGGACCGUGCUGAUUGUGGUGAUUUUGGGUCUGGACUGGUUGCAACCUGCGAGUAAUGAAACACUUUCACACUCUGGGUUUUUUGGUCAUUCUAUCACACUGCCCAUCCUACCAAUACCGAUCCCGACCCAAGCCAAUAACCCACCCCCAACUGCGCCUUUCGCAUCAGAGUCAAAAAUAAACCAUUGUCAUUCUACCAAACCACCACGUUGUCGACCACCGGCUUACUACACCCGUACCUUUUCUGUCUCUUCUUACGCUCAUACCACCGGUUCCCACAAUUCCCUCACCAUGACGGAACGGUCUGGCCCCCUGCACAUUCUAACACGCUGA
Molecule: messenger RNA, 351 nt
Organism: Exophiala viscosa
Lineage: Eukaryota; Fungi; Ascomycota; Eurotiomycetes; Chaetothyriales; Herpotrichiellaceae
Exons: 1
Coding region: 1-351 (116 amino acids)
Source: RefSeq, a predicted model, not a curated record